Molecule: messenger RNA, 4350 nt
Organism: Cololabis saira (Pacific saury)
Lineage: Eukaryota; Metazoa; Chordata; Actinopteri; Beloniformes; Belonidae
Gene: meltf
Product: melanotransferrin
Exons: 17
Coding region: 263-2443 (726 amino acids)
Biological process (GO): iron ion transport
Cellular component (GO): early endosome; extracellular region; recycling endosome
Source: RefSeq, a predicted model, not a curated record
ACACGGAUGUAGGACAGGAGUUUGCGGGAAGCAGAGGUGGAGUCCAAACUGUAAAAAGGCCCCUCUGUCUGGGCUCUGGUCUGUGAGUCAGCCAGGCACCAGGAGCAGACGUGUUAGACCAGAGCCAUCCGGGCAUCAUACAAGGACUUUAAACCAGAUCCUGCAGACAGGCGGAGGACUUUGACUCAGGCGUCGACAUAUAAGUGGAGAUCACCGACAGAGAGCAUUUCAUCUCAAGCUGUACAGGAGAAAGGCUGACACCAUGGCCAAGUGGAGGACUCUGGGAGUUUUACUCCUAAUACAACAUACUGUGUUCUGCCAGAGCGACAUCAGGUGGUGCACCGUCUCCGACCCUGAGCAGAGGAAAUGUCAGGCCAUGUCUCAGGCUUUCUCAGAGGCCUCCAUUCGACCAUCCCUGAGCUGCGUCCAGGGGAAUACCGUCGAGGGCUGCAUUCAGAAACUGCAGAAUAAAGAAGUGGAUGCCUUGUCCAUGUCCGCUUCUUCCAUCUACACUGCAACCAAGACCGCCUCCAUCAAGAUAGCUGCGAGUGAAUCCAAAGCUGGUGGUGACACAACCACCUACUACGCAGUUGUGGUUGUGAAGAAAAACAACCCUGGCAUCAACGUACACAACCUGGCAGGAAAGAGGAGCUGUCACACCGGGAAAGGCCGAACUGCUGGCUGGAAUAUGCCAAUAGGAUACCUCAUAGACCAGGGCUACAUGUCUGUGAUGGGCUGCAACAUCCCAGAUGGUGUGGCACAUUUCUUCAAUGGGAGCUGUAUCCCUGGAGCUAACAUGCCCGGUGACCCUGCAUCCCUGUGUUCGCUGUGCAAAGGAGACGGCAAAGGAGGCCACAAGUGUGAGACAAACAGCAAUGAGAUGUAUUACAGCUACGACGGAGCGUUCAGGUGUUUGGUUGAAGAUGCGGGACAGGUGGCAUUUAUCAAACACACAAUUGUGGCGGAGAACACCGAUGGUCAGGGCCCAGUCUGGGCACAGGGUCUGAAAUCGACUGACUAUGAACUGCUGUGUCGCGAUGGCACCAGGGCUCCUAUCAAUCAGUGGCAAAGGUGCCACCUGGUUCGAGUCCCAUUCCGUGGCGUGGUGGUUAACAGUGACAUCACUCCCUCUGUGGUCUACAACAUGUUGAAGGAAGGCCAGGAAAAAUCGGGCUUCAACAUGUUCUCAUCUGUGAAUUAUGGCGGGGGAACUGUUCUUUUCUCUGAAUCGACCAUCAAAUUUGAGGGGCAAGUGACAGAAGACCCGCAGAAGUGGAUGGGUGACAGCUAUUAUAACGUGCUGAAAGCCAUGGGCUGUAAAGCUGAAGCGAUUCCCAGUCUUCUGCGAUGGUGUGUGAUGUCCAGUUCUGAGCGGCAGAAGUGUGCUGACAUGGCCACAGCCUUCCAAAGCAAAGGUCUAACCCCCAGCAUCUCCUGUAUCGAUGGUGAAUCUGUGACUGACUGCAUGGAUAAAAUCAAGAACAACCUGGCUGAUGCCGUCACUCUGGAUGGAGGUGACAUCUACACGGCAGGCAAAGACUAUGGCUUAGUCCCCGCUGCUGCCGAGAGCUACACAAGUGACGGUGACGGUUCCAAUUACUAUGCAAUUGCAGUGGUGAAAAAGACUAGCACUGACAUCCGUAACAUUGACGACCUGCGCGGCCGUCAGUCUUGUCACACUGGAUAUGGUCGCACAGCUGGCUGGAACGUUCCCAUCGCUAUGCUGAUGGAGAGAGGCCUGAUCAAACCUCACGAGUGUGAAAUACCUCAAGCGGUGGGAGAUUUCUUCAAGCAGAGCUGUGUUCCUGGAGCCAAUCAGGACGGUUUCCCUGACAACCUGUGUGGUCUGUGUGUGGGAGACACCUCAGGACAGAACAAAUGCCAGAAGGGAAAAGACCUGUAUGAUGGAUAUGAUGGAGCAUUCAGGUGUAUGGCCCGUGGCAAUGGCGAUGUGGCUUUUGUGAAGCAUUCUACUGUCUUUGGAAACACUGAUGGUCAAGCAUCUGGAUCAUGGGCUAAUGGUCUCCAAUCAAAGGAUUUCCAACUCCUCUGUCCCCAUGGAUCCAAAGCAGAGGUCUCACAGUACAAAAGCUGUAACCUGGCCAGAGUUCCUUCUCAUGCUGUUAUGGUACGGCCUGAUACCGACAUCCACGCUGUCUACGGACUCCUGGACCGUGCACAGGAACAUUUCGGCAGUGACACAAACCCUGGCUUCAGGAUGUUCGACUCUCAGGCCUACACAGGCACAGAUCUCAUCUUCAAAGACUCCACUGUUCGCAUGGUGGGGGUUGGCGACAGAAAGUCCUACCAGGAGUGGUUGGGUCAGGGCUACCUGGACUCACUAGUCGACCUGGACUGCAACUCAUCCAGCACCGUUGAGUCAUCUGUGCGGCUGCUGCUGAUGGCCCUGCUCAGCAUCAUUCUGACCACCGUUUGGCUGUGAAGAUAUUGCUGGUCUCCUCUCCUGCAACAUCUUUUUUUCUCUCCCUCCGCUCUCAGACUUGUCUGGGUCUUCCUCUGCUCCUUUCCCUCACAUUAACAUGAAAGUGUAACCAUUGUGAUUGCUGUUCAUUGAGCUCGCAUGUCAUGGCUUCAGUAGUUUAGCCCUGCUUUUUCUACCCGUCUUAAUUUUACAUUAUGAGGAUAGCGUGUUGAAACUGCCGUUGGAUUUUAAACGCUACUGGUGUUAAAGCAAAUGAAGCACAGGGGCCUUUUAUGGCAGAGGUGUGAGCAAGCAAACCGCCAAAGUUUCAGCCUGUGCGAACGUGAAUGUUGCCUCCACUUUAUUUACUGAAGGUGAGCUGCCAUAUCAGUGAAUAUGCUGCCACCUGUUACAUUACUCUAGUGCUUCACUGCUAUUUACUCUAAAAAGCCUGUUUCAUAAAGAAGAGACAGUCAGACUCUUCACCUCAUGGAAGCCACUAAAAAUAUUUCAAGUUUACCUCAAGUUAGAAAAGAUUUCCUCUCUGAUACCUUUCAAACUGUAUUGACCUCACCUGAUAUAACUCCAGGCUCUAGAUCAGCUCUCUGUUGUCGAAGGCUUUAUGUGAGUACAAGGUUGUUGUUCUGCUGCUGCUGCACACUCUGCGAAUCCUGCAGGUAAACAUGGGCUUUUCUUGUCUGAGGCUUUUAUGACGUCACACUAGUGAAAGUGGAUCGAUUGCAUUCACACAGGGCCGUGUUGGGUAUAAGUGACUCAGUGUGUUUCCAUAGGCUGCAUCCGCUUCAUGCGUUCUCCUCAAAUGUUUCAAAUUAAUAUGAUAAUUCAAUCAAAAAUUCAGCAUCACGUUGACAUUUUUUGCUGUGUAUUUGGUCUUAUUUGACACUUUUGAAUUUGAACAACUUUAUGAGCAUGUGGUCCGUUACCCAUGCUUACAAAUGCCUGCUAUGUGAUUUAUUGCUUGUGUUGUUCUCUCAGAUGUAAGUCGCUUUGGAUAAAAGGGUCUGCUAAAGGACAGUAGUAGUAGGUGUAGCAGUAGUAGUAGUAGUAGGUGUAGCAGUAGUGGUAGUAGUAGUACUGGUAGUAGUAGUAGUAGUAGUAGUAGUAGUAGUGGUAGUAGUAUUAGUAGUAGUUGUAGUAUACUUAGUGCUUUCCUUCCAUUUCUCGUACUUUUCACUAAUUUGCUCAGAAACGGAGUGAGUUAAACUGACAGCUUUGUCAGGCUCCGUCCGAUUUGGGGAGAACAUGAAGACCAUGUCCUAUGAUUUAUGUUGAUACUGAAUUGAUUUUUUUCUUGCACAGGUUUGGGUCAAAUAAGUAGUAUAAGAAAUGACGCAACCUUUAAGUAAUUCGUUUAACUUUUUUGACUCAAAAAUGUUCAGAUUAUUGUCGAACCUCAAUUAGAAAACUGACUCAUUUUUGGUUUGGGUAGGCUUUUGCCUCAGUUUCUUUAGUCAUGCAAAAGUUUUAAAAGAACUACCGGUAGUUUAAUUUGGGCCAUAGGUAAUUGUUUUUAUUUUUACAAUUAGCGUUUUACAAUCGAGUCUCUUACUCAAACAAACUCACUCCAGAAAAGCCUCAUCUCAAUUUAGGCUAAUCAAUUCUCUUCUUAUAUUUCCUGCAAUGCUAUAAUGUUGUUUGUUAUUUUAAAAUGUCAACCUGAUGUGUAUUUUCUUAUGAUGAGAGAUUUAUUUUUUAUAUGAAGUUCAGGUGCCAUAUCAGUGCAUAUGUACCGACUCAUGCUGUCAGAGUCUAAUCUUCUCUUCCUUCUAAUAGAGAUUUAUUUCUGUGUGAAAUAACUAUGUGACUAAUAUUUAGUUGCCAGGCCAGUGUGUCUGCAUAAGUAUUACCUCAUAAAGCUACAGUCUAUGCUUGUUCAAACUAAAUAAAUGCAUUCACAGCAAACCUCA